Eutrema salsugineum is the source of this 1242-nucleotide messenger RNA. RefSeq lists its product as uncharacterized. The coding region runs from base 1 to 1242 and encodes 413 amino acids. The record is from RefSeq and is a predicted model, not a curated record. NCBI's taxonomy places the organism in Eukaryota, Viridiplantae, Streptophyta, Magnoliopsida, Brassicales, Brassicaceae. The transcript is spliced from 3 exons.
AUGGGGGAUAUCGUUCCUAGUACUCGUACAAAAGCACUGAAUACUUCCUCAAUCCAUUGCCAUAUGUUAAACUCAACCAACUAUAUUGUAUGGGCCAUGCAGAUGAGGGUUUUGCUCAGAGUACACAAGGUCUGGGAGACUGUUGAAACAGAGACGGCUGAUGGUGAGAAGAACGAUGUUGCUAUGGCCCUGAUCUUUCAAUCAGUACCCGAGACGUUCAUUCUACAGGUAGGAAAGUUAGACACGGCGAAAAAGGUAUGGGAUGCAAUCAAAUCAAGACAUGUAGGAGCAGAAAGGGUGCGAGAGGCAAGGUUGCAGACUCUUAUGGCCGAGUUUGACAAACUCAAGAUGAAGGACACAGAGACGAUAGAUGAUUUUAGUGGCAAAUUGUCCGAAAUCUGCUCAAGGUCGGCUGCUUUAGGAACGACUAUUGAGGAACCGAAGAUUGUCAAGAAGUUUCUCAAAAGUCUUCCGAGAAAGAAAUAUAUACACAUGGUAGCUUCACUUGAGCAGGUGUUAGACUUGAACACCACAAGCUUCGAAAACAUAGUCGGAAGACUAAAAGCCUACGAAGAACGUAUUCGAGAAGAAGAAGAAGAAGAAACACAAGAUGAUCAAAGCAAGCUCAUGUACGCAAACAUGGAACCUCAGGAAAAUCGUGACUACAGUGGAGAGAAUAGAGGCAGAGGGCAUUACGCUUCUAAUUGCCCUGACAGACUUCUCAAACUUCAAGAGACUCAGGAAGUCGAUGACGUUGAUGACACACAUGAAGCUGAACGACUCAUGAUGCACGAGGUGGUGUAUCUAAAUGAAAAAAAGAUUGACGAGACGGUCACAGGAAAAGUAAGAUUCUGCGAUGAUUCUCAGAUAGACAUAAAGGGGAAAGGAUCGAUCCUCUUUGUCAGUAAAGAUGGAGGGGAAAAAGUGCUUGCUAAUGUCUAUUUCAUACCAGAUUUAAAGAGUAAUAUUAUCAGUUUGGGACAAGCAACAGAGGCUGGAUGUGAUGUUUGGAUGAGAGGAGAUUAUCUGACAUUACAUGAUCAAGAUGGAAGACUCUUUAUGAAGGCAAACAGAUCAAAUAAUCGUUUAUAUAAAGUAAUCAUGGAGGAGUCACAUGGAGCUGCAUUGAAGCAGGUUUUGAGGUAUUUGCGUGAAACUCUCAAUUUUGGUGUUGAAGAUGUCUCUAAGGAAGAUUUCAAGCUUAAGGGGGAGAUUGUUGGAAUAAGCUUGAAAGAAACUUGA